Molecule: messenger RNA, 2846 nt
Organism: Neltuma alba
Lineage: Eukaryota; Viridiplantae; Streptophyta; Magnoliopsida; Fabales; Fabaceae
Product: probable pre-mRNA-splicing factor ATP-dependent RNA helicase DEAH4
Cellular component (GO): intracellular anatomical structure
Molecular function (GO): ATP binding; RNA binding; helicase activity
Source: RefSeq, a predicted model, not a curated record
UUAUAGUCCCAAUUUCCAAAUCCUGAACUAGUUACACUCUCAAAGCUUGAGUGGAAUUUGUGUCAGGUUGGAGCUUUCGGUUUUCUUUGUCAAUGGCAAACCUUCCGAUAGUCCAAUACGAAGAGAAAAUCAUAGAGACGGUUGAGCAGAAUCCGGUUGUGGUAGUAAUUGGUGAGACCGGUUCCGGAAAGAGCACUCAACUCUCCAUGCUUCACCGGCGAGGCUACAGCAAAUCUGGUAUCAUCGGCGUCACGCAGCCCCGGCGGGUCGCCGCUGUCUCUGUCUCCAGACGAGUUGCACAAGAGCUUGGCGUUCAGCUUGGUGACGAAGUUGGAUAUGCCAUUCGAUUUGAGGACAGAACUUCAGAUAACACACGUAUUAAAUACCUUACUGAUGGAGUUCUUCUUCGCGAAAGUCUAGCUAAUCCCGAGCUAAAUCAAUAUUCUGUAAUUAUAUUGGAUGAAGCUCAUGAAAGGAGCCUAAAUACGGAUAUUUUGCUGGGGCUCAUGAAACGUUUAGUUAGGCUUCGUGCUUCUAAUCUAAAAGUUUUGGUCACGUCAGCAACUCUUGAUGGUGACAAAGUAUCAAAGUUCUUCUCAGAUUGCCCCAUAUUGACCAUUCCAGGAAAGUUGUACCCGGUGGAGAUAUUUUAUAGCACUGAACGUCCUUCAAGCUAUCUCGAGUCUUCUCUGAAAAAAGCAAUUGAUAUACAUGUUAGGCAACCAGAAGGUGAUAUUUUGAUAUUCAUGACUGGGCAGGAUGAUAUAGAAAAGUUAGUAUCCAAGUUAGAAGAUAAAGUUCGGUCCCUUGAGGAGGGUUCUUGCAUGGAUGCUAUAAUCCUUCCCCUACAUGGUUCUUUGCCACCUGAAAUGCAGGUGCGUGUGUUUAGUUCUCCACCCCCAAAUUGCAGGCGAAUUAUUGUUGCAACAAAUAUUGCUGAAACUUCCUUGACUGUUGAUGGUGUAGUGUAUGUUAUCGAUGCUGGGUAUGUAAAGCAAAGGCAGUACAAUCCAUCAACUGGCAUGUAUUCGCUUGAUGUCGUCCAGAUUAGCAAAGUGCAGGCUAGUCAGCGUGCAGGACGGGCUGGACGAACACGUCCAGGGAAAUGCUACCGCCUGUACCCUUCUAGAGUUUAUGACGAUGAAUUCUUAGAUGUUACAGUUCCUGAAAUACAGCGGUCUUCUCUUGCUGGCUGUGUUCUUUACUUGAAGUCAUUGGACCUCCCAGAUAUUGACAUCCUCAAAUUUGAUUUUCUUGAUUCCCCUUCAGCUGAGGCUUUAGAAGAUGCCUUGAAGCAGUUAUAUCUGAUUGAUGCUAUUGAUGAAAAUGGAGAAAUAACAAACGUUGGACAAAAAAUGGCCGAGCUUCCGUUAGAGCCUUCUCUGUCAAGAACUUUAAUGGAGGCAAAUAAUUGUGGUUGCUUAUCCCAAGCUUUGACGGUUGCUGCCAUGUUAUCAGCUGAAACAUCAUUGUUAUCAGGGCGGAGCAAGACUGAGAAAAAGAGGAAACACACCAUGCCCAGCCUUCCUGAUGGUUCUGGCUUUGGUGACCACAUUCAGUUGUUGCAGAUCUUUGAGUGCUGGGAUCGGACUGAUUAUGACAUUGGUUGGUGCAAAGACAAUGACUUGCAGGUGCGAGGGAUGGUGUUUGUCAAAGAUGUUCGUAAACAGUUAUCCCAGAUAAUGCAGAAAAUAGCGAAGGGACCACUGGAUGUACGAGCACAUGGAAAAAGUGAAGAGAAGCGGUAUAAAAAUUUGAGGAAGUCCUUGUGUGUAGGCUAUGCUAAUCAGCUGGCUGAAAGGAAGCUUCAUCAUAAUGGUUAUCGAACUCUGGGUUUUAAAGCCCAAGUAGUUCAGGUGCAUCCAUCCUCUGUGCUUAAAUCGGAUGAUCUGGGAAAGUUCCCAGACUACGUUGUGUACCAUGAGCUAAUUGCAACUCCACGUCCAUACAUGAGAAAUGUGUGUUCUGUUGAGAUGAGAUGGGUUAUGCCAAUUAUCAACAAGCUCAAGACCUUGGAUGUGCGCAAACUAAGUGGUGGACUUGGUCAUAUCGAGGAGGAAACUGAGGAAAAAGCCCCAGAUUUGCCCAAGAAGGAUGCCGAUGUUGCUGCAGUUCCUGAUGACCGUGAAAGCAGAAUCCAAGCUGCUAGAGAACGAUUUCUUGCUCGCAAAGGCAAGAAAUGAUUGCCAGGAGAUGGUGGUGAUUUUGACAUGAUUGGCAGUUUGAUCAUUUGUUUGAGAAACAGAUUAGCUGUUAUACUGACCCAGUAUGAUCUGAGAUCCUGAGUUCUGAGACUGGUGAAUCCAUUUCUGUGCUCUGUCAUGUCUAUCAUCCUCAAGCAGCUUCCUAUCUCUUGUAAGCCUUGGAAGAUUAUGCACAGUAUGCAUAAGGGGGCUUAAUGCUACUCAGGUAAAUUGGUUCAAGUGGCUCAUCUCUUUUUAGUCCCCUUGAAGAGGAAGCAAUGAAGAAGAUAGCGGAGAAUGAUUGAAGUUAUCUGUUAGUCCAUUUUUCAAGUACGUGAAACUAAGAUGGACUACAUUUGCUGGUGAAUUUGAGAUGGUUAGCUUGAACUAAGAUCAGGAAGCGUUGCACAGGCGUGGUCCCUUUGAAGCAAAUUGGAAAUGAAAAGGUCCGACGAAUGGACCAAUCAUUGCACAAUAGUUCUUUUUAGAAAAAUGCAAAUUUUGCUUCGCCUGUCUGAGAUACCCUCUAUAUGAUUGCAAGGAGUUCAUUUUGCUGUUUAAUUAUAAUGUGAUACAUUGUUGACGCAUUUUAAGGGAAGUAGUGAACAUAGCAAAAAAUCGUACUUCCCCUUAUUUAUAAAUUACGCCGUUAUAUUUUUAAAA